CCCAGAAGUCCACCCACCGACCGCCGGAUACUUUUGGCGAAUUUAGGCGAAUUUCGCAUUUGAUUUUUCUACACUUAAACGCAAUCAAUUUUAUUGCUCUCGUUGCGGUUGCCUGUCGAAUCGAAUUCAAUUCGAUUUGCUUUUGAAUGCGCCAUGUUUUCUGGCUGCUGUGGAUGUGGGUAUGUGGAUGCGGAUUUGGUCUGGUCAUGGAUUUCGAUUCCGAUUGCGAUUCCUUGGGUCCACACCUGAAGUAUCCGAUCGAGACGAGACGAGAUGAGUUGAGUUGAGAUGUGGCAGGCAAAGAGCAAAAACAAAAAAUAUAUGAACUUGUUUACAAGCUAAUUGCGGGCGUGGAAUGUUACGAAAUUGAAAAUGUUGCUGCGUUCCUUUCAUUCCAUAUGCACAUGAUCUGCGGUUGAUCGUGAUCUAUAUGAGUACAUGUACAUGUACAUGUACGAGUAAAUGCCAAUAUAUAUCCGCGACUUAUGUGCUAACAUAAAACAGAUGACGAACGGCAGCUGUGACUGCCAAUUUCGCAUCAAAAACAAAACUCGAAAUGGCCAAUAUCGAUUUACCAAGUGCUCCGAGAAUUUUGAAUUUUCCAAAACAGAUGCGAUCGCCAAACAGGCAAGUCAACCAAUCGGGUUAACGACGAUCCACGAUCCACGACCCACUGGAAUUUUCCCUUCCUUUUAGAACUUAGUCCAGCUUUGCCAGUGCUCCGGAUGAGAUCGCCAUGGGAGUGAUGCGGAGAUCGCGGAUCUGGUUGCUCAGGCUGCUGCUGCUGCUCCUGCUGCUCCUGCUGCUGGAAGUGACGCCUCCUGCUCUUCCGGUUCCCAUGCGAUCCUCCCAGUCGCUGGCCCUUCUGCGAGCUCGUGAUCAGUGCGGCAGGGAGCUGAGUGCCGACCAGCGUCUGCAGCUGGACAGGAUGCAGUACGAGGAUGCACCCCAUGUGCGCCACUAUCUGCAUUGCUUCUGGUCGCGGCUGCAACUCUGGCUGGAUGAGUCCGGAUUCCAGGCGCAGCGCAUCGUCCAGAGCUUCGGGGGCGAGAGACGCCUCAAUGUGGAGCAGGCACUGCCCGCCAUCAACGGGUGCAAUGCGAAAACGAGCUCUAGAGGAUUGCGAUCGCAGGCGGUGGUCGACUGGUGUUUCCGGGCCUUUGUCUGCGUGCUGUCCACUCCAGUGGGUGAGUGGUACAAGCGCCACAUGUCCGAUGUCAUCAAUGGGAAUGCCUAG
Drosophila teissieri is the source of this 1237-nucleotide messenger RNA. RefSeq lists its product as uncharacterized. The record is from RefSeq and is a predicted model, not a curated record. Gene Ontology annotation, molecular function: odorant binding. NCBI's taxonomy places the organism in Eukaryota, Metazoa, Arthropoda, Insecta, Diptera, Drosophilidae. The transcript is spliced from 3 exons. Gene Ontology annotation, biological process: sensory perception of smell. Bases 737 to 1237 code for a protein of 166 amino acids.